This is a messenger RNA of Synchiropus splendidus (mandarinfish), 5191 nucleotides long. RefSeq names its product mitogen-activated protein kinase kinase kinase 10 (gene map3k10). The transcript is spliced from 11 exons. Lineage: Eukaryota; Metazoa; Chordata; Actinopteri; Syngnathiformes; Callionymidae. The record is from RefSeq and is a predicted model, not a curated record. Gene Ontology annotation, molecular function: protein binding; ATP binding; JUN kinase kinase kinase activity. The coding region runs from base 1370 to 4705 and encodes 1111 amino acids. Gene Ontology annotation, biological process: positive regulation of apoptotic process; protein phosphorylation.
GUCAGCCCACAGACUGACAGCUCGCUGCUCGACAUGUCGCGUCAAUGAGAGGGGCGAGCCGGUUUGAUCAGAACCAUCCUCCGGAUGCCUUGAUGGAUUAAUCCGACGUUGACUAACGGUCAUUUGCCGGUGUUUUGGAUCCGUCCACACGCCCAUGCGACGUUGUCGUCGGAUGUUGCUGCCUUCCGUUUGCAGGUUCGGUUACUGUAAACAGUGUCGGGACGGAAAACCGGUUGCGGACACCUGUAGGCCUUACAUCAGCGUCGGUAUGAUUAAGCUAUAACGCGAGUGUUUAUUUGUGUUGUAAUGGCUAAAAAUAAUUGAUGAAAUACCUUCACUCGUUUUGUACACUAGCAUCUCCGCAAUCCCUAUUCUAUGCAGCGUGACAACUGCUUCGUUUUCGUUCAUCACUAUCCUUUUUUGAAUGCGACCGCUUGUUACUAACGUCGCCUUAAUAAACCCGAUUCAGGCCGCUGUGCGCGCUCACUGCUCGGACUGGAUGUUGGACGGUGCCUCAUUACAGCUGUGGAUGAAACUCCUGCUUCCAGCUUGAUACCACAAUUCCCUCUUAAAAUGAACGAACGUUGAAUGGGCUCCCGCACAGCCAUGCACACGGGAUUUAACAGGGACCGACACGGCGGCAUGGAGGACUAAAAUCCGAGGAUCCAUCCGAACACCACUUUCAUCUGUGCAGACGGAGAACCGGGUCCAUGUUGAUAGAGAUGGCUGGCGGGGGAGGUGCAACCACAGUGGGCUGUUUGAGAGAUAAUGAGGACCCCUGCUUAGAGGCUUUCAGGCAGCUCAACCACAGACUGGCGUUUUUAUUGGCGGUCUGAAGGGAGCCUCAUCCAAAAUUAAUCCAGGCAACAGUCAUGUUAUGAUUAUCCAGAACCAAUGGGCUGAUUUUAGCACCCUUUUGUUCAAGUGAAGACAGAACCUACAUUUGAAGGGCAUCUUCUUCAAAACACCACUUGGGAGACAAUUAAACAAUGACCCAAUUCAAUUGACUCGUGGACCACCACAAUGGGAUUUGUCCAAGUAAUUGCUAAACUCCUGCUGCUUUAGAUAAACUCAUAAUCAGAUCUAGCUCUGCAGCCGCUGUGACAGGACCGGAAAGACAAUUGUGAAAACAAUCAAUCCGGGUCUCGCGGAAUAUGUCAUUGACAUUAUUUAACCUGAUGGUCACUGCCCCUGAAUGAACUUGCCUUUGGGAGUACAAGCUACCAAACACUGGCGAGGAGCAGCCCAUCAGCAACUGGUGACCAAGCGAUGAGAUGUUGUGAUGGAGAAGAGCAGCAUCGCUCCUUGAUUCUCUGAUCUCCUCACCACCGGUGGUCGAGGACACCUAGUCCUAGUCGAUGGGCCCUGUAUGGGUUUCUUGCCUGACUUUACUAAAGGCAGGCCUGAAGUGUCUAACAUCUACCGGGCUGCUAUGAAUCCAUUCGGCAGACCCGGUACCACAGUGACCCCCAUGUCCUGUUCCAACUGUGGGGGUUGCUGCUCCCCACCUCCUCCUUGCCUUAUCCCUCCUGGUCCCUUCUCGUCCUCUACCUCAUCCAUCCCGUCAAACAUCACCCCUCCUCCAUCGAUGUAUCCGGCACCUGUAUUGCAGGUGGAGAAUGGUAGCAGCUGGAACUCGUCCUUUGGUUCUCCAGACUCUCACCCGGACCAUUGCUGUGGUCCCACCAAUCCAUACUGGACUGCAGUGUUCGAUUAUGAAGCCACAGCUGAUGAGGAGCUUACACUACAUCGAGGGGACCUGCUUGAGGUCCUCUCCAAAGACUCUAAAGUGUCCGGUGAUGAGGGUUGGUGGACUGGUAAGAUCCAGGACAAGGUUGGCAUUUUCCCCAGCAACUAUGUUACAAAAGGGGACACGACAAACUACCAGCAGCUUACGGUUGGAGGUCUUGUACCUGGUGGGGUUGGUGAAUGCCCUUUGGAGAUAGACUUCUCUGAACUGAUUUUAGAGGAGGUCAUCGGAGCUGGGGGAUUCGGGAAAGUCUACAAGGGAGUAUGGCAGAAUGAGGAAGUAGCAGUCAAGGCCGCGAGGCAAGACCCCGAUGAAGAUAUCAGUGUUACAGCAGAGAGUGUACGACAGGAGGCCCGGCUGUUCUGGAUGCUCAGACACCCCAAUAUUAUUGCACUACGUGGAGUUUGUCUAAGGGAGCCCAACCUUUGCUUGGUGAUGGAAUACGCAAGAGGAGGCGCGCUGAACCGAGCUUUGGCUGGGAAAAAGGUCCACCCCAAGGUUCUGGUGAACUGGGCUGUCCAGAUUGCUACAGGGAUGGACUACCUUCACAGCCAGGCAUUUGUACCCAUCAUCCACAGAGACCUCAAGUCCAGCAAUAUCCUCAUUCUGGAGCCACUGGAGCGGGACGACCUGAGCGGCAAAACACUCAAGAUUACAGACUUCGGUCUUGCCCGCGAGUGGCACCAGACAACCAAGAUGAGUGCUGCGGGCACUUACGCCUGGAUGGCCCCGGAGGUCAUCAAGCUCUCUCUCUUCUCCAAGAGCAGCGAUGUGUGGAGCUUCGGUGUGUUGUUAUGGGAGCUUCUGACUGGAGAAGUCCCGUACCGAGAAAUCGACGCACUGGCAGUUGCGUAUGGCGUGGCUAUGAACAAGCUGACCCUCCCCAUCCCCUCAACCUGCCCCGAGCCUUUCGCCCAGCUGCUGGCAGAGUGCUGGAGCUCGAUUCCACACGGCAGACCCUCCUUCAGCAGCAUCCUGAGGCGACUACUGGCCAUCGAACAAUCGGCCAUGUUCCAGAUGCCCCUGGAGUCCUUCCACUCCUUACAGGAAGACUGGAGGCUGGAGAUACAGCAGAUGUUUGACGAGCUGCGAGCCAAAGAAAAGGAGCUGAGGUCUUGGGAGGAGGCACUGGCUCGAGCUGCCGAGGAGCAGCGUGAGCAGGAGGAGCAGCUGAGGAGGAGAGAGCAGGAGCUGGCGGAGCGUGAGAUCGACAUCGUGGAGCGUGAGCUCAACAUCAUCAUCCAUCAGAUGUACCAGGAGAAGCCCAGCGUCAAAAAGAGAAAAGGCCAUUUCAAGAAGAGCAGACUAUUGAAACUGGGCAGAGACGGCAACUGCAUUAGCCUGCCCUCUGGAUUUGAACACAAGAUCACAGUGCAGGCGUCUCCUAGCGUUGACAAGAGGAAGAUGCAGGGGAGCGAGAGCACGACCCCUCCUGCCAGCCCCGGGGUCAUUCCCAGACUCAGGGCCAUAAGAUUGACACCAAGUGAUGGGAGUAAGACAUGGGGGCGCACUGCUGUGUGCAAGAAAGAGGAUCUGACCACCUGCAAGAAGAAGGGAAGAACCUGGGGCCCCAGCUCCACUCACCAGAGGGAGAGAGUCGGCGGGGAGGACAAACUGAAAUCUCUGGGUGAAGGAUGCAAAGUUUGGUCAUCCAGUGCACCUAACCUGGGCAAGUCCCCGAAGCAUGCACCAAUGACUGCAGCAUUCUCCAGCCUCAAUGAAAUGGAAGAGUGUUGCGAGUUCGAGGUGUCACCUGGAUCUCUGCAGCCCUCAGAGUCCAGCAGUAACGGGGUCCCGGAUGAUUCUGGGUCAUUGUGGAGUAGUCUGAGUUACGCCACGGUUCCCGUGGGCGGGUCCACCAACACUAGCUCCAGUUUGGGGUUAGGGGCUGUCGGGUCUCAGGACUCCCUGCGGCGCUGCAGCCAGAGGAAGAAGAGUGACAUGUUGCUAUUGGGCUGUGCUUCGCUGCUCGCAUCUGUGGCACUGGGACAAGAUCUGCUGCAGCUCGGGAAACUGCAGGUUCUUCAAGAUGAGCAGGAUCUCAGAGAGGAACAGCGCAAGAAGAAAGAGGGUCUUUUCCAGCGAACGGGACGUUUCCGCCGCAGCACAUCUCCUCCGAGCAGAAACCUCUCCCUCUCUCUGAGCCGACACCAUGACUCCACGCUCCCCUGUCUGGACCCGUCCCCCUCAGUCACCCUUCUUUCUCUGUCCUCGCUGUCUGACUGUAACUCCACCAAGUCCCUUCUUCCCUCUGACCCGGAUGAGUAUCCCAUGACCCCCAUGUCAGGGGUGAAAACACCGGCAGUUCCGACUGCGCCUGCCCUGAAUCCGCUCUUGGACUUGCGGGCGGAGAGUUUCAAGAAGGAGCCCAACCAGUCGCUGACCCCUACUCAUGUCUCUGCCACCAUGGCCAUGAACAGAGGACACAGACGGACUCCAUCAGAUGGCGCUAUCAGACCCAGAGCUCAGACUUUAGGGCACCGCAGGACACCAUCAGAUGGAAGCAUGCCCAUGCCUCCGCCACCUGGGAAGGCUAUCUUAACAAACCACAAAGGUGGACUGGACAAGUUAGACAUCCCUCGACUCCCCGACCCAACCACCGUCUUUCCUACUCCUAUGCGACGUAAAGCCCCGGCUCCACCAAUCCCUGACCAGAGUGCGCAUUCCCUUAUCAGUCCGUUGGAGAGACCUAAGACUCUAGAGUUUGCCCCACGGCCUCGGCCCACUCCGGCCCGGAUGAGAGCCGACCCCUGGAAGCUGGGCUCACUUUCUCGGACGCUGAGCUCGUCUCCGGGCAGCAGCUGCGAAAGCCCCCUUGGGUCGGGGGACAGCAGCGCCAGCACGGCGAAACAGAACCUAAUGGACAUGGACAUGGAGGGUCAGAACUUGGACCACACCGUUCCAUUAUGUGGUAAGCUGCAGCCGGCCACUCUCUGUGGACAACAGUACUCCUAGUGAGAGGUUCGCUCUCAGAAGAUUCCGGCUCUCACUGAGAGACGUGUCCAGCUCACCGACCUGCGCCUGCAGUAAGGUCAAGACGCCUCUUGAAGCCUUGUAGUGUCCUCAGUGACCUAUGAUCUAGUUCUAGCUGCUGCUCCCAUUGAAAUCAUUCUGAACUAACGCUUAACCUGCGAUCAGUCAAUCUGCUUGUGUUCCUUGUCUCCCGUCGGCGUAAUUUCACUCGUACAAACAAGAACUUUUCCUCUGUGAGGGCUGGGCAACGAGAACUAAUGCAUGGGCUUUAGUGGAAACUGCUUUUCCGGAUUGUUUUUUCUGACUCGUGGAAUCAGACAGUCAGAUUUGAUGACCAACUUAUAUUCUGUUUUUCUACAUGUUUCCAUUAGUGAGACGCACAUCUGGGCAUAAAAUGUCUAUGAUAGUACCUUUCAAAUCUACAAUGGUUUGAUCUGUCAAUAGAAUUGUUUUUUUUUUUUUUUAUAA